CAGGGCGCACGCGCAGGGCUCGAGCCGGCGCGGGCUGGCGGGCGCGCGGCCGCCGCCGUCCCCUCCCCUGUCCUCCCCCCCCCCUGCGCGCUCGCGGGGAACCCGUCGCUGCGGCCGCUUCGGCCGCCGUGGUCAGUCGUCGUUAUGGACUGCCCGUGGGAUGGGCUGGCUCUGGCUUUCUCCUACACGUCCAUGUUCCCCUUUUUUGACAUCGCCCACUACCUAGUGUCCGUGAUGGCGCUGAAGGAUCGGCCGGGAGCAGUGGAAGUGGCAUGGAAAAAUCCUAUUUCAAGCUGGUUCACUGCUAUGCUCCACUGCUUUGGUGGAGGAAUUUUAUCCUGUGUACUCCUUGCAGAGCCUCCGUUGAAGUUUCUUGAAAACAGCACAAAUGUAUUACUGGCAUCUUCAAUCUGGUACCUUAUAUUUUUUUGCCCUCAUGACCUAGUUUCCCAGGUCUAUUCAUAUCUACCUAUAAAACUCCUGGCUGCUGGAAUGAAGGAAGUGACCAGAACUUGGAAAAUAGUAGGUGGAGUCACACAUGCUAAUAACUACUACCACAAUGGCUGGAUAAUUAUGAUAGCUAUUGGAUGGGCCCGAGGUGCAGGUGGAACCAUUAUCACAAAUUUUGAGAGGUUUAUAAAAGGAGAAUGGAAACCAGAAGGUGAUAAAUGCCUGAAGCUGUCCUAG
Molecule: messenger RNA, 687 nt
Organism: Carlito syrichta (Philippine tarsier)
Lineage: Eukaryota; Metazoa; Chordata; Mammalia; Primates; Tarsiidae
Gene: TMEM38B
Product: transmembrane protein 38B
Exons: 4
Coding region: 145-687 (180 amino acids)
Biological process (GO): potassium ion transmembrane transport
Cellular component (GO): membrane
Molecular function (GO): identical protein binding; potassium channel activity
Source: RefSeq, a predicted model, not a curated record